CUGAUAGAGAUGCCUCCAGACAGAGUACGUCGUCGUCCAGCAUGCCGAGAGUGUAGAGUGCAAAAGGUCAAAUGCGAUACCGAGCCCCCCAAUCCCUGUACACGAUGUCGCCGUAUGCAGCUUGAGUGCGUUAUUGUACCCACUCCGGCAUCUCGACGAACCAAAGCUCAGCUGCAAAGAGAGCUUGAAGAUUUCAGACGCCGUGCCGAGCGCCUGUAUCCGGAUGAAGACAAUGACAGCAGGUCGAACAGCCCCACAAGGCUCUCUGGGGUCGAGGUUGAUGGAGCUUCGGCUUCUGUUCCUUUUCUGGUUGCAGACCCGGUUCCGGGCCCAUUGCUUGUUCCAGCUCUAACCCCAGCUUCAGAGGAAAUAGCGACCAGUUUACAGCCCCAAACAUCUCCUUCGAUAUCUAAAACGAGCAACAAUCGCCAAUCUUCUAUAUCGCAAAGUCAAUCUAUCGAAUCUCCGACUAGUUCUCAAGUAUUUGACGGACAAGAUGUCGCCGGCCGUAAAAUUCAAGACUGUUUCAACCUCUUCUUCAGCCUUUAUGCUCCAUUCUUGCCCAUUUUUAAUAAUGCCAUAAUUAGUCCAAACCAGUGCUUUGCGCAGUCACCUUUCUUGUCAUGGAUGAUUGUCUAUAUAGGAAGCAGACACUAUGCUGGAGAUCCAACUUUGUUGGAGCGACUUGCCCCAAGGAUAAACUCAAUGGCAUUCGCAGCGCUUGAAAAACGGAACAAUCCUAUCCAGACAAUACAAGGCAUACUGCUAUUAUGCCAGUGGCCAACUCCUAUUGAUACCAUGCACAGAGGCAUCAGUCUUGUGCUUGCAGGCGCGGCCCUCCACCUCGCCAUGGUAGUUGGGCUACACAUUACAGGCGUCGGACAAGAUUUUGCGAGGACGAUACUCAACCGUAAUAGGUGUGACAGAGACAAUCGACGCAUGUUAUGGAGACAAUGUUGUACAACUAGCUAUAUAAUCGGGCUUAGCGAAGGAAUUAUGCCUCUAGGCUUGAAUGACGCACUCACUCUACCAGUCCAGUCUGAAGGAGAUGAUGGAAACAGCGGCUGUGAGCUUGAUUCUCCACAGGAAGCAAAAGGUUAUCUCAAAUUGUGCGAAAUCAUGAUUUGUGCAACUGAGGCCUUGAAAAGAGCACACAGUGGAACCGACUCCAAAAGUUCCUCAUCAUUGCUCUCCUGCAUUAGUCUAUUCGAUACACAGUUAACAAAAGCUGCAUUACAGUUGCAGACAACUAUUGACUCCAUUUAUUACCAAUGCUAUCGCUUAUAUCUGCUCGCAUACCACUUCCUUGUAGACGCGGCAUUUCGCAAACCCGAAGGCUUCAUUUCUCUCUACGCUGUUGCCUGCAAUCUCGUUAACAUGGUCUGUCAGCGAUCGGAAGAAGAAGAAAGCAUUGCAAAAAUUGCUCCUGCUUUCGUUCAAAAGACCAUUGUGCUAGCAGCCUGCACAAUCUUGAAGAUUCAUCGCAGCGACCUUGCACCCCAUUUAGACCUUGAGGCAGGGGAGCAGGCCUAUUUUGCUUCUAUAGUCUUUGCGCGCGAAGGAUCAAUACAAAACAACGACCUAAGUGCGAGGGGUGCCACCAUAUUCAGCCAGCUAUGGAAUAGUCAAAAUAUUUUCAAGGGUAAAGAUGGCAGAAUAGAUAGCUUGAGCAGCCGAAUUUCGAGUAGACUGUCUACGAGCAUUGUCUUCGACUGCCUCUGGUGGUGGCGACAAGAGUUUGGUGGAUCCGGAAAUCCCUAUGAGAAUAAGCGACAAACCCAAGUUACAUCUUUGAUGGGAAAUAACAAUGGCAUUUCCUUAGAGCAGCGAACAGCGGAUGAGGCUGCUGGCGACGCUAACGCUGCUCUAGAUGCCCCACAGACAGCUACGCUUGCUGAUGAGCCAUUUGUUGACUUUGACUGGGAUAUGGGUCUUAAUUUGAAUGAAUGGCCUUUGUGAUAUGAAGUACGUCGAUAGUAUGGAUGAAUUAAUUUUGGCUAUAAAGCAAAGACUAGUAUGAAGAGACUAUAAGAAAAGUCUAAUUAUUAUGACCCGA
This is a messenger RNA of Trichoderma asperellum CBS 433.97, 2056 nucleotides long. RefSeq lists its product as uncharacterized. NCBI's taxonomy places the organism in Eukaryota, Fungi, Ascomycota, Sordariomycetes, Hypocreales, Hypocreaceae. Gene Ontology annotation, biological process: regulation of DNA-templated transcription. Gene Ontology annotation, molecular function: transcription cis-regulatory region binding; zinc ion binding; DNA-binding transcription factor activity, RNA polymerase II-specific. Gene Ontology annotation, cellular component: nucleus. The record is from RefSeq and is a predicted model, not a curated record.